CUCUCUAGGAGCGCUGCUGAGACCGGAAGUUUUUAUUCCUCACACUGAUGACGGUUUCCGGUGUGGUGAAUUUGAAUGUUGUGGAGUCGCGUACCGAGCUGAUGAUUUGAAGCGUAUUAAGUUCUGCUUGUGCGACUGAAGGCGCGAUAUAUCGACACGCUUUUAUAAGAUUUAGUCACGUGACCGGAGGCGAUGGAUCCCGGGACCGUGUCUCUGUUUCAGAGAGUCUCAGAGAAGCUGGGCUGGGACAGACACGGGGGUCUUCAUGAAGCUGAAGAGAAGCUGAGGAAGAGCUUGGGGAAGAGCCGGCGUCCAGCGCUGGGCAGCUUCAACACCGCCGGCUCGGGCAAGGAGAAUCACACUCCGGAGGAACACCUGACUUCAGAUGAUGACGACUUCCAUCAGUUUCUUGCUGCAAAGGCUACACCAAAAUCCACAUUAAAACAAUCUGCAUCAGCUGCCCGGAAGCCAAGAGAACCGAUUCCAGUUUUGUCUUCAGAUAGUGACGAUGACUUUGAACUGUUUUUAAAUCGAGUGAAAACCCCUCAGACUAAAGCCAGGCCUCAGUCGGUGAGCAGCGGUGAUGACCGUUUGAAACGCUUCAUAGUGGACAGCCUUUCAUCCGAUGAGGAUUUUGUCUCUGAGAGGAAGCCUUCCGUCAAUAAAGGGAAAGCCAGUGCUAGAACUCCUAACCCCGUCCAGAGGAGCGAGAAACGCCCCCCGCCCCGCUGUGACCCCCCGGUGUUCCUGAGCGACAGUGAUGAGGACGGUAGCGCUGUGAUCACGAGCACCUGGAGGACCCGACACACCCGAGAGGACAAGCCUCGUGUCCCGGUGACUCCCAGCGCCGGAGACGACACCGGCAGCUCCGAGGAGGAGUUCCAGUCGUUACUGGAGCGGGUCCGGCAGAACCAGGGCCUCGCCGGCCGAGCCCAAGCCAGCCCGAGGACGCCUGCAGAACCCAAACCACGAGCUCCCUGUUUGUCCACCCCGUCUGCCGUGGGUAAGAGAGCUGGUACCGGAGCGCCAGUCACCCAGAGUCCUUUGAGCCGACCCGUGAGCCGAACCGAGCCCAGAGCGCCUCCCAGCAGCAGAACGCUGCUGUGUAAAACCCCCGGAUGCUUCCUGCAGUCUCUGGCUGAUCCCGGAUCCUCGUUCUGCCGCAGCUUCAGACAGAAGAGAGAGGAGCUGACCGCCAAACUCUUCCAGCUCUACAACUCCAGCGUGUUUGACAGUCAGCUUCCCGCGGACAUGUCCGUCACAUGGAACAAGAAGAUGCGCAAGACAGCGGGGUAUUGCGUCUCGGGCCAGGAGCGCGGCACUGGGAAACGAUACGCCCGCAUCGAGCUGUCCGACAAAGUGUGCGACUCUGCAGAUCGUCUACGGGACACGCUGGUGCACGAGUUGUGUCACGCUGCCACGUGGCUGAUUAACAACGUUCGUGACGGGCACGGGCCGUUCUGGAGGCUGUAUGCCCGUAAAGCAAUGCUGGCUCAUCCCGAGCUCCCGAUGGUGACCCGCUGCCACAGCUACGACAUCAACUACAAGUACCAGUAUCAGUGUAACCGCUGCAACAACUCGAUCGGCCGCCACUCUAAGUCACUGGACACCACGAAGUUUGUGUGUGCUUUAUGCACCGGACAGCUGGUUUUGGUGACUCCCUCGAAGCCGCGGGCGCCAACGCCCUUCGCCAGCUUCGUGAAGGAGAACUACAGCUCCGCCAGACAGCAGCUCGCAGGACAGGGUCACGCAGAGGUCAUGCGCAAACUCAGCGCCGACUUCGCCAGCAAGACACGUCUCAGUCAGAGCUGAUCUCACACGCACAGAGCUGAUCCAAAAAUCAAAAAUACCUCCAACCAUAGUAUCCAGAGUUCUGUUCAUAUGCAGCUUCAACUUACUUGAAAUCACAUCAGUUUUACUUGUUUUGUACUGUGAAAUGAUUUUAUUUAUGGUUAAAGGCCAUAGAAGACUUAUAAUAUGCGCCGCGUUCAUUUACGUGUUCAUGAGUGUGCUGUUAACUUAGUCGACCUCUUGCUGUCGAAGGGAAAUGUGUGAUCCCUCUUUAUUUGUGUCUGUGUGUCACGUUGGCUAGUUAUGCCUAGUUAUGUGCUUUAUUUGUGUUUGGAUGUUUCUGUUUUUUAAGAAUAAACAAUUGUUAUUUCUUUC
This is a messenger RNA of Pimephales promelas (fathead minnow), 2166 nucleotides long. The record is from RefSeq and is a predicted model, not a curated record. Lineage: Eukaryota; Metazoa; Chordata; Actinopteri; Cypriniformes; Leuciscidae.